This is a messenger RNA of Aspergillus pseudonomiae, 1848 nucleotides long. Its product is annotated as GMC family oxidoreductase. The coding region runs from base 1 to 1848 and encodes 615 amino acids. Lineage: Eukaryota; Fungi; Ascomycota; Eurotiomycetes; Eurotiales; Aspergillaceae. The record is from RefSeq and is a predicted model, not a curated record. Gene Ontology annotation, molecular function: oxidoreductase activity, acting on CH-OH group of donors; flavin adenine dinucleotide binding. The transcript has 4 exons.
AUGGGUCGUAUCGAUGAGUUUGCGGCGCAUGCGUUUGAUUAUCUGAUCGUCGGCGGAGGCACAGCAGGCUUGGUGCUAGCGGCACGCCUGAGCGAACGCCCUGACAUCGUGGUCGGAGUAAUCGAAGCCGGUCCUGCGGCUUUGGAUGAGAAAGCAAUUAACAUUCCAGGUCUUUACGGCUCGACGAUUGGGUCUCAGUAUGACUGGCAAUUUGAAACGGUGUCUCAGCCAGGACUGUCAGGUCGGAAACUCCCUUGGCCCCGGGGAAAAGUACUUGGCGGUACUAGUGCCCUGAAUUUCAUGGCAUGGAAUCGUGGGAACCGAGAAGAUUACGAUGCUUGGAAGGAGUUGGGAAACCACGGAUGGGGCUGGGAGGAUCUUUUACCUUACUUCAAACGCUCCGAGACUUUCCACCCUCCCGAUGCCACACAUCAAAAGCAGCACCGUUCCUACUACCAGGAAGAAACACAUGGGUCUGCUGGACCCCUUCAUACAACUCAUAUCCAGAACUAUGGUCCAGCGCACCGGUUUUGGCACGCGACGCUCAAUGCGGUCGGGGUGGUUACUAGUCCAGACAGCCUUGCCGGGUCAAAUAGAGGAGCUUGGAAUAUGAUCUGCACCGUGGAUCCCAUCAACCAAACCAGGAGUUACUCGGCGAACGCCUACUAUCAGGCUAUCGCAGCACGACCGAACUUGGUGCUACUUACGGAGGCAAUGGUGACAAAGGUACUAAUCGAGAAGGAUGGUAACGGUGACCGGUGGAUUGCGAGUGGAGUCAACAUCCUCUGCGAUAAUGAGGAAAGGGAAGUCUACGCAGCAAGAGAGGUUAUCCUCUCGGCGGGAAGUGUUCAGUCUCCACAGCUUCUCGAGCUAUCUGGAGUUGGCAAGGCCGAGGUCCUGCGAUCGGCUGGAAUUCCUGUCAAGGUUGAGAAUCCGAAUGUGGGAGAGAACCUCCAGGAGCAUAUGAUGACAGCCACAAUCUUUGAAAUUCCGCCUGAGAUACCCACCCGGGAUGACCUGCUGCAGGACUCAGCGCUUCGGGAGGCAGCGAGUCGAGAGUAUGAAGACACGAAAUCCGGGCCGUGGACAAUCCUUCCGUGUUCGAUCGCAUAUUGUUCAUUGUCACAGAUCAUCGGUCAAGAGGACCUGGAAGGUCUCCGAUCGAGAGCAGAGUCAUUGGCCACAGAGACAGGCAAAAAACGAGAUGAGAUCCUAGCUCGCCAAUUACAGGAGCAUGCUAACUUGGGUCAGCUCGAGUAUCUCUUCGAUGUCGGGAACUGGAAUCCAUACUUCAAAUCAGAAGAGGGCAAGAAAUAUGGUACGAUGCUUAUGAUGCUGCAAUAUCCCUGGUCUCGAGGGUCCAUCCACCUGCCACACAAGGACGCUGGCCUCCGUGCGACUAUCCAUGACAAGCCAAUUAUCGAUCCACGAUACUACCUCGGUCAUGGGGAGCUAGACCUGGAGGUUAUGAAGAUCGGCCAGCGAUUGACGGAGCGAAUCUGCGCAACGAAGCCACUUUCAGACAUGAUUUGCUCCCGGGUAUUUCCUCCGAUGCCUAGCUCCGACGCACCACUUGAAAUAGACGAAUACGACGAGUUUGUCCGGAACUAUACCAUCACUGACUGGCACCCGAUCGGAACCUGCGCGAUGGGAGGCUUCGAAGGCGAGAAGUCCGGCGUGGUCGAUUGCCGUCUGAGAGUUUACGGUAUAGCUAACCUGCGUGUUGUCGAUGCCAGCGUCAUGCCUCUCCAAGUCAGCGCGCAUAUUCAGGCGACGGUGUAUGCCAUUGCAGAGAAGGCUGCGGAGAUGAUCAUCGAGGAUAUGGAUGCAACGUUAACCCAUAAGUAA